UGAGCGGAGUCAUGGAUGUAGGAGCGGACUACACGUCAGUUCGAACGAGUUGUAACCAGGAAGUGGCUAGUAAGCUAGCAACGGAUAAUGAGCAGCUGAAACUCUAGUAUUUUGACAGCUUCAGAAGGGCAGGAUGGGCAGGCAGAGGAAGAGGGUGGUGACUGGUGAAGCUGCUCCCCUUCCGAGGAAAGAUGAGAAGCCCCCUGCAUUUCACCGUAAAGAGAAGAAAAAGAAAGUUGAUAUUGGCAAAGUCUUCAUCAACAUCUCCAUUGGACUUUGCAUAUUCAGCCUGAUAUGGUUCUUUUAUGCCCUCUACAUGCGGUCCAAUUUGGCCAAACGGGUGGCGACCCUACACCCAUCACCUCCUGUCUUGGAUGCCAAUUGCAGCAGUGCCAAGGUCUCCACAGAGAGGUUCUGGGGCUCAUAUAGGCCCCAGGUCUACUUUGGCAUGAAAACCAGGAGUCCCAGGUCAAUUGUUACAGGUAUGAUGUGGAUGCGGCAGUUUUCCGACACAGAUGUAAACCUGAGGCACACUUGUGAGCAAGGGGAUGGUUUGCAAGGCUAUGGCUGGAUGAUGCAUGACGGGAUCACCUUUGGUGUCCAGGAAAUUGUAGACAAGGAUUUCACACUUACUACGGAGUUUGUCAAGAAGAUGGGAGGGGGUCACGGAGGAGACUGGACCUGGAGGAUCACUGCUAAACAGCAAAGCUCGGCCCCUCAAGCGCCUGUCAUCUCUCUGAUGUUUUACGCAGCAUCAGACACCCAGGGCUCACUGGAGGCUCACGUUGAGGAUAGAAACCGCCUUGCAUCUAUCACUGGUUUCUCAGAGGAGCUUGGAAACUUUAAGAUCACCUUCCGAAAACCAGUUACCGGGGAAUUAUCCAGUGCCAAAUAUGCAAGCUACAACUAUCUUCAGACUGUCUCUCCUGGCUUGGAGAAGCUGACUGACAUUGUGAAGCAAAGUCUGAACCGCAGGUUUGUCUACAGCCCUCCUUCUGGUGAGAAGAGGCAUUACAUAGCUAUAGACACCUACAAGCCCCCCCACCACCAAAACCAACAGAAACCCGCUGACACAAGGAAAGAGAUUGACUUUGUUGUUCACCAGGUGACCGUCCAGACGCCAUUCCAGGUUGAAGUUUUGUUUGAGUCUGGGAGCUUCCAUAGCCGUCCCAACCAACUAGUGGGCUCAAUCAUGACUCAGGAGCUGGAAAAGAGGAAAGCUGAGUUUGACACUAAGUUUGAGAAGACCUUUGGGCUUGAGAGCAAAGGUUUUAGCCAGGCACACAUUAAGUUUGCCAAGGCGGCACUCAGCAACAUGUUGGGUGGAAUGGGCUACUUUUAUGGCCAGUCAGUGGUACAGUCGGUCUACAAUGAAUACCCGCUUCUGUACCCUGAAGGCGCUUUAUUCACUGCUGUACCAUCACGGUCUUUCUUUCCUAGAGGAUUCCUUUGGGAUGAGGGCUUUCACCAGCUGCUGCUGAGCAAAUGGGAUCCCCAGGUGACAAGGGAAGCUAUUGCCCACUGGAUAGACCUGAUGAAUAUAGAGGGCUGGAUUCCCCGGGAGCAGAUCCUGGGAGAUGAGGCUCGCAGUAAAGUCCCAGCUGAGUUUGUAGUACAGCGUAAUGAGAAUGCCAACCCACCUACUCUUUUCUUAGCUCUUCAGGAACUUAUCGAACAGCUCUCUUCAAAUCCAGAGAAGGCAGCAUCUCAAGCGACCUUGCCUUUCCUCCGGCGGCUCUUCCCCAGAUUGAAAACCUGGUUUGAAUGGUACAACACCACACAGACAGGGCCCCUACCAAAUUCUUAUCGUUGGCGUGGACGUGACAAGGACACAAAUCUUUUCCUCAAUCCCAAGACCUUGACUUCUGGGCUGGAUGACUAUCCUCGGGCCUCACACCCAUCAUCUGAUGAGCGCCAUGUGGAUUUGCACUGCUGGAUGGCCUUGUCCUCAGGCAUCAUGGCAAGCAUAGCCCGCCUUUUAGGGGAGCCGCAUCAUGACUAUGAAAUCUCCCACAAGGUGCUCAGUGACAACAACCUGCUGAAUGAGCUCCACUGGUCAGAUCAACUUCAUGCUUUUAGUGACUACGGCAACCAUACCCAGGCAGUGUCCUUGCAGCAGGAGAAGGUGUAUGUGCCUCCUGGACAACCUCGUCAUCAGUUCCCUGUGGCACGCCUUGUGCGCUCAGUCCGCCGGGCCCCCAAGCUGCAGUAUGUAAAUGCUUUGGGUUAUGUUAGCUUGUUCCCUUUCUUACUGCACAUUCUUACAGCUGAUUCACCUAAACUAGAACAUAUCUUCCGGGACAUGAGAGACUCAAAUAAGCUGUGGACACCCUAUGGCCUACGUUCAAUUUCUAAGGCUGAUCCACUGUAUAUGAAGCGAAACACAGAACACGAUGCCCCCUACUGGAGGGGACCAAUAUGGAUUAACAUCAACUACUUGGCAGUCAGAGCCCUUCACCACUAUAGCAACACAGAAGGGCCAUACCAAGAGAAGGCAGCUGCUCUUUAUAAGGAACUCAGGACUAACCUCAUCAAUAAUGUUUAUAGACAGUAUGUUGAAACAGGGUAUAUCUGGGAACAGUACAAUGACAGCACUGGCAGGGGCCAAGGAAGCCAUCCCUUUACCGGCUGGUCAUCCUUGAUAGUAUUAAUGAUGGCUGAACAGUACUGAUUCUAUUGAAUUCAUUGUUUUCUAAGAUAUUGGCCUUCAUUUAUCUGGAUGUGAUUGAAACAACAACAUGAUCAGGUGUCAAGGUAUAGUAAUAGGUCUUGUCUGGUUGAUUAAACUAAAAGAAUUACAAGAUUCAGCUGAAAAAUAGGCAUUCAUGAUCACACUUUAAAUUAAAAUACCAAGUUUCACUCAAGUAUUCUUGGAAGGGGGAUUUCAAACAAGUUUAAGUGCAGCUACCCUGUCUUUGCUGUAUGUAAAGCCAUCAGUCUAGUCUUUCAGUUAAUAAUUAAGAUGCAUUUAGGAAACACUUAAAGGGGCUCUGAGCAAUAUAUUUUUACUUUUUUUUUUUAACGCUGCAACAUUUUUUUGUCACAUAAAGCAAGCAUCUCCUCACUCUCCAAUAGUUGCCUGUCCCCUGAACACACUGUAAAAAAGCGGUCUCUGUAGACAGUCCAGGCUCCACCACCAAACAUAACAGUGUUUUAGCAUUCCAGCUAAUAACCAACAAGAAGGAUUUGGGGGUGAAGGUUGGGAGCUAGUGUGCGGAAGGGAGGGAGAGGGGACGGGAUGAGGAGGAGGGAGGGGCGAACAAGUCUUGUUUUGUUUGAGAAUACUUCAAACGUCAACAAGAAAUGCCAUCACCCAACAUUGCUUAGAGCACCUUUUAAUGAACUCAUAUCCUACAUGCAACUUCAUUGUGUCACACAGGCAACAUUUUAAUAACGAAAAUCUAGACAGGUGAUUACUUUAUUUUUCUUUAAUAUGUAGGAAACUGCUUGUUCAUCUCUCUGGGGAAUGGUUCAUGCUUACACACUAUAUGUGGGACGCUUUAAAUGAACAACUCUUAUCAGAUUUGUCACAAGUCUUAUCUGGGAAAACAUGUGAUUAUUCUUCAUUGUGCCAUUUGUCUUUAAUCAUACAGUAUGUCCAAAAAUCUCUGUCUUAAUGAUUGUGGUCAUUUUGAUAUUUAAUUGUUUGAUUUUAGUCUUAUGAAAAUGCAGUCUCGCUCAACAUUUCUAAAAUUACUGGUUCUUAAAGCAGCCACCAACCUGUUGGCUGACUGGUAAGAAAAUACAACAUUGACUGGCAUUGGUUUUGUUUUGUUAAAAACAAUAAACGGUUUAAAUAUUUA
Molecule: messenger RNA, 3803 nt
Organism: Etheostoma spectabile (orangethroat darter)
Lineage: Eukaryota; Metazoa; Chordata; Actinopteri; Perciformes; Percidae
Gene: mogs
Product: mannosyl-oligosaccharide glucosidase
Exons: 5
Coding region: 134-2671 (845 amino acids)
Biological process (GO): protein N-linked glycosylation; oligosaccharide metabolic process
Cellular component (GO): endoplasmic reticulum membrane
Molecular function (GO): Glc3Man9GlcNAc2 oligosaccharide glucosidase activity
Source: RefSeq, a predicted model, not a curated record